GAGCUCUGUGGGCGGGGCGAACCAGCCUGCAGGUCCCGGGAUAGAAUCACAGAGCCUCGGGUGGGCCUCUCCCGGAAGCGAGAGGGUUGAAGUUGAGUAUGCUAGGUCCUGGUUGCGGGCCUUAGGGAAGACAAGGCUGGGGCAGAGAUCGCGCCUGUUGUCCCUUCACUGACUGACAUUUCCUUUACCCAGGUCCCCACAUCAGGGCUAGAAGGAGCCCGAGUUCCCUAGGGAUCUGUGGAAACUGCCCCGUGACUGUUGGAGAAGAUGCCGUAUCUUGGCUCCGAGGACGUGGUGAAGGAGCUGAAGAAGGCUCUGUGUAAUCCUCACAUUCAGGCUGAUAGGCUGCGCUAUCGGAGUGUCAUCCAGCGAGUGAUUAGGCACAUGACUCAAGGGGUGGACAUGUCUGGUGUUUUCAUGGAAAUGGUGAAAGCUAGUGCCACUGUAGAUAUUGUUCAGAAGAAGUUAGUUUAUCUCUACAUGUGUACCUACGCUCCUCUGAAACCAGAUCUAGCUCUCCUGGCCAUCAAUACACUGUGCAAAGACUGUUCAGACCCCAACCCGAUGGUACGAGGGCUGGCAUUAAGGAGCAUGUGUAGCCUCAGGAUGCCUGGUGUGCAGGAGUAUAUCCAACAGCCAAUUCUCAAUGGUCUGCGGGAUAAGGCUUCGUAUGUCAGGAGGGUAGCAGUCCUUGGCUGUGCCAAGAUGCAUAAUCUUCAUGGAGACUCUGAAGUGGAUGGUGCCCUGGUAAAUGAAUUAUAUAGUUUGCUGCGCGACCAGGAUCCAAUUGUGGUUGUGAACUGCCUGAGGUCUCUAGAGGAAAUUCUGAAACAGGAAGGAGGUGUUGUGAUCAAUAAGCCCAUCGCCCACCAUCUCUUAAAUCGAAUGUCAAAACUGGACCAGUGGGGCCAGGCUGAAGUCUUGAACUUUCUGCUCCGUUACCAACCCCGAAGUGAGGAGGAGCUGUUUGACAUUCUCAAUCUCUUGGACAGUUUUCUCAAGAGCAGCAGCCCAGGCGUGGUGAUGGGAGCAACCAAACUCUUUCUGAUCUUGGCCAAAAAAUUCCCCCACGUACAGACGGACGUGCUCAUGCAAGUCAAGGGCCCUCUGCUGGCUGCCUGUUCUUCAGAGAGCCGAGAGCUCUGCUUUGCUGCCCUCUGCCAUGUGCGCCAGAUCCUGCACAGCUUGCCGGGUCACUUCAGCAGCCACUACAAGAAGUUUUUCUGCUCCUAUUCGGAGCCGCACUACAUCAAGCUCCAGAAGGUGGAGGUGCUGUGUGAGCUGGUGAACGACGAGAAUGUGCAGCAGGUGCUGGAGGAGCUUCGGGGGUACUGCACCGACGUGUCCGCCGACUUUGCGCAGGCCGCCAUCCUCGCCAUUGGUGGCAUCGCUAGGACCUACACGGAUCAGUGUGUGCAGAUUCUAACAGAGCUGCUGGGGCUUCGACAAGAGCACAUUACCACGGUGGUGGUGCAGGCUUUCCGAGACCUGGCGUGGCUGUGUCCUCAGUGCACGGAAGCUGUGUGUCGGGCCCUGCCCGGCUGUGAGGAGAACAUCCAAGACAGUGAGGGGAAGCAGGCACUUAUCUGGUUACUCGGUGUCCAUGGGAAGAGAAUCCCCAAUGCUCCUUAUGUGUUGGAAGACUUCAUAGAGAAUGUGAAGUCAGAGACGUUCCCAGCUGUCAAAAUGGAGCUGCUCACAGCUGUGCUGCGCCUCUUCUUCUCUCGCCCGGCCGAAUGCCAGGACAUGCUAGGCCGCUUGUUACACUACUGCAUAGAGGAAGAAAAGGACAUGGCAGUACGAGAUCGAGGUCUCUUCUAUUAUCGCCUCCUCUUAGCUGGCAUCAGUGAAGCAAAGCAGAUCCUGUGUAGCCCUAAAUCUGACCCUUCCCUCAGACUUUUGGAGGAUCAGGCAGAAAGACCUGUGAACAGCUGGGCCUUGGACUUCAACACUCUGGUGCCAGUAUACGGCAAAGCCCGCUGGGCAACCAUAUCUAAAUGCCAGGGAGUAGAACAUCAUGGCCCAGAGCUUCCUAACACUGCAGCCUUUCCCACAUCAGGUCCCCUGAUUCCUGAAGAGAACAAGGAGAGGGUUCAGGAACUCCCUGAUUCCGGAGCCCUCAUGCUCAUCCCCAAUCACCAGCUUCCUGCUGAGUGUUUUGAGAAAACUUGGCUGAGCCUCAAAGUUGCUCAUCAGCAGGUGUUCCCGUGGCAGGGAGCAGUCCAUCCUGACACCCUGCAGAUGGCGCUGCAAGUCGUGAACAUCCAGACCAUCGCAAUGAGCCGGGCUGGGAUUCAGCCAUGGAAAGCCUACCUCAGUGCUCAGGACGACACUGGCUGUCUGUUCCUAACAGAACUGCUGCUGGAGCCUGCAAAUUUGCAAAUGCAGAUCUCAGUGAAACAAAGCGAGGCGCGGACAGAGACACUGAAGAGUUUUAUUUCUGUUUUAGAAACUGUGAUUGGAACGAUUGGAGACAUAAAAUCAUAAUGGCUUCUUGUCUGUCCUGAGUGAGAUGAAUAGCUGUCAGAGUUCCUUAGUUUUUCUUAUUAUCACUGCUUGUAAGUCCAGAUAAUAUCAAAUGCAAAGGAGAAGGGGAAUUUGGGAGUGAGGAUUCUUCCAUUUUUGUCCAAAGAACAUUGACAUGUUCCUGUCAUACCUAUAGGUUAAUGAUCCCACGUUUCCAAGUGAUGUUGUAAAGGUUAAUGUUGUUGGGGAGAGAGUGAGGGUAGUAUUUGUAUUCUUUUCUAAUUAGUUUAAGGGAUUAUUUUACUAAUUAAAGAUGUCUGAUGUGUCUGGAAACGGACAGGGACAUCAGUUUGUAAAGGUCA
Bubalus bubalis (water buffalo) is the source of this 2828-nucleotide messenger RNA. It is a transcript of the gene AP4B1, whose product is annotated as adaptor related protein complex 4 subunit beta 1. Gene Ontology annotation, biological process: intracellular protein transport; vesicle-mediated transport. Gene Ontology annotation, cellular component: membrane coat; clathrin adaptor complex. Bases 268 to 2487 code for a protein of 739 amino acids. Gene Ontology annotation, molecular function: clathrin binding. The transcript has 10 exons. The record is from RefSeq and is a predicted model, not a curated record. NCBI's taxonomy places the organism in Eukaryota, Metazoa, Chordata, Mammalia, Artiodactyla, Bovidae.